Messenger RNA from Lutra lutra (Eurasian river otter), 5301 nucleotides. It is a transcript of the gene ADAMTS10, whose product is annotated as ADAM metallopeptidase with thrombospondin type 1 motif 10. Lineage: Eukaryota; Metazoa; Chordata; Mammalia; Carnivora; Mustelidae. Bases 1063 to 4617 code for a protein of 1184 amino acids. The record is from RefSeq and is a predicted model, not a curated record. Gene Ontology annotation, biological process: extracellular matrix organization; proteolysis. Gene Ontology annotation, molecular function: metalloendopeptidase activity. Gene Ontology annotation, cellular component: extracellular matrix. The transcript has 26 exons.
GGCGGGCCCGGUCCGGGCGGGGCGCCCGAGCUCCCGGGUCCCUGGCUCGGGUCCAGCCUGCGGCCCAGGCCGGGCGGCGGCGGCGGCGGGCGGGGUUCUGGCUGCGCGCGGUUUGGGGGUUUUUUAUAACCCUGGCAGGCGGCUCAGGAAGUGCCUUCCCCGCGCCCCCUCCCCCGGCCACGCCGCCGCGCUCGCUCCCUCCCUUCCUGCGCUGGGCGGCGAGACGGCGGCGGAGACGGCGGACGGAGGCCCCGGGCGGGCGGGCGGCCGCAGGCACUAAAGAAGAGGCUGAGGCACAGAGGGGCUCACGCACAGGUGUCCAACCCCAGGCUGCCCACUGCCACCCCCAAAAGCAGGCUGGCCUGGGGCAGAUGCCAGAGAAACCGAGCCCUCCCGGACAACCCUAGAGCUUCCAGAAAGAAGAAUCUGAAAGGAGAAGGAGUCGAACCAGGGUCGAGGCUGGAAACAGAGGGUGGAGGAGAGGUCAGAGGGACAGAUGCCACCUGUAGGUGUGAAUAAUGCUCCCUGUGGCGGGGGAUCCAAUGGCAGGGCCUAAGUCAGACAGGGUUAGUGGGAGGAGCCAAUCACUUCUGGUUUUAUCUGGGCUGAAAAUGCCCACUGACUAGCACAGCCUUCAGAUGUAUUCCACUCCAGCCUCCCCUUGCUGCACUCCUGCCUCCCCACAGGCACUCUGCCCAGCCGCACUGGCCCUUGUGCUCCUGGGUCCACACCCAGGUCCUCCCUGCCUCUGGGCCUUUGCCUCUGCUGCCCCUCUCCCUGGGCACCUUCUCCUGUCUCUUCGUGACGAGUUUCUUCUCAUCCUCCAUGCCCCAGUUUCUGAGCCUCCCUGUUAUUUCUAGAGAACUUGUCACAAUCUGAACUCCUCUGGUUUGGUCACUCCUAGGAGAUGGCCCCUCGGUGGGCAGAGACAGCAUCUAUGCCAUGCCUAUCGUUAGCCAUGAACGAGUCCUCAGGAUUAUUGUGGAAAUGAAAUGAAAUGGUGUGAAAACACUCAGGCCGGUGGCUGUUACGUAGUAGGUACCCACCGAGUCACGAUCCCCUAUGUAUCCUUGUAGCCUAGGGAGGAUGAGGGGGGUGGGGACAAGGAGAGGAAAUGCCAGGGGAGGAAUGGGCUUCAGCACUGGCCACACUGGGCAGCAGGACAAGGCACCCGCCCGGCCCCCCGACCCAACUCCUCCCUCCCAGGAGCCCGGUGAUGCUGCCCAGGCUGUGAAAAGGGGAGGCGGUGCUGUGGGGGCUGCCGGCAGCCGGGGCUGGAGAGAGACAUGUGGACACGUGGCCUCUAUGGCUCCUGCCUACCAGAUCCUCCGCUGGGCCCUUACCCUGGGGCUGGGCCUCACAUUCGAAGUCAUACACGCCUUCCAGUCUCAAGAUGAGUUCCUGUCCAGUCUGGAGAGCUAUGAGAUCGCCUUCCCCACACGAGUGGACCACAAUGGGGCCCUGCUGGCCUUCUCGCCCCCCGCACCCCGGAGGCAGCGUCGGGGCACAGGGCCAGCCCCAGAGUCCCGCCUCUACUAUAAGGUGGCCGCUCCCAGCACCCACUUCCUGCUGAACCUGACCCGCAGCCCCCGCCUUCUAGCAGGGCACGUCUCCGUGGAGUACUGGACACGGGAGGGCCUGGCCUGGCAGAGGGCUGCCCGGCCCCACUGCCUCUACGCCGGCCACCUGCAGGGUCAGGCUGGCAGCUCCCAUGUGGCCAUCAGCACCUGUGGGGGCCUGCAUGGCCUGAUUGUGGCAGAUGAAGAAGAAUAUUUGAUCGAGCCCCUGCAAGUUGGGCCCAAAGGGACCCAGGGCCCAGAGGACAGUGGCCCCCAUGUGGUGUACAAGCGCUCCUCUCUGCGUCACCCCCACCUGGACACAGCCUGCGGAGUGAGAGAUGAGAAGCCAUGGAAGGGGCGGCCAUGGUGGCUCCGUACCCUGAAGCCGCCCCCCGCCAGGCCCCUGGGGAAUGAGACCGAGCGUGGCCAGCCAGGCCUGAAGCGCUCCGUCAGCCGCGAGCGCUACGUGGAGACCCUGGUGGUGGCUGACAAGAUGAUGGUGGCCUACCAUGGGCGCCGAGACGUGGAACAGUACGUGCUGGCCAUCAUGAACAUUGUUGCCAAACUUUUCCAGGACUCAAGUCUGGGAAACAUCGUUAAUAUCCUGGUGACACGCCUCAUCCUGCUCACGGAGGACCAGCCAACCCUGGAGAUUACCCACCAUGCCGGGAAGUCCCUGGACAGCUUCUGUAAGUGGCAGAAAUCCAUCGUGAAUCGCAGCGGCCAUGGCAAUGCCAUUCCGGAGAACGGUGUGGCCAACCAUGAUACAGCAGUGCUCAUCACACGCUAUGACAUCUGCAUCUAUAGGAACAAGCCCUGUGGCACACUAGGCCUGGCCCCCGUGGGUGGCAUGUGCGAGCGGGAGAGGAGCUGCAGCAUCAACGAGGACAUCGGUCUGGCCACCGCCUUCACCAUUGCCCACGAGAUCGGACACACGUUUGGCAUGAACCACGACGGUGUAGGGAACAGCUGUGGGGCCCGUGGUCAGGACCCAGCCAAGCUCAUGGCUGCCCAUAUCACCAUGAAGACCAACCCUUUUGUGUGGUCGUCCUGCAGCCGCGACUACAUCACCAGCUUUCUGGACUCAGGCCUGGGGCUGUGCCUGAACAACCGGCCCCCCAGACAGGACUUUGUGUACCCCACGGUGGCACCUGGCCAGGCCUACGACGCAGACGAACAGUGCCGCUUCCAACAUGGAGUCAAAUCGCGUCAGUGUAAAUACGGGGAGGUCUGCAGCGAGCUGUGGUGUCUGAGCAAGAGCAACCGGUGCAUCACCAACAGCAUUCCUGCCGCCGAGGGCACGCUGUGCCAGACACACACCAUCGACAAGGGGUGGUGCUACAAGCGCGUGUGCGUCCCCUUCGGGUCGCGGCCGGAGGGCGUGGACGGGGCCUGGGGCCCGUGGACCCCGUGGGGCGACUGCAGCCGGACGUGCGGCGGCGGCGUGUCCUCCUCCAGCCGUCACUGCGACAGCCCCAGGCCAACAAUCGGGGGCAAGUACUGCCUGGGUGAGAGACGGCGGCACCGCUCCUGCAACACCGACGACUGUCCCCCGGGCUCCCAGGACUUCCGGGAAAUGCAAUGCUCUGAAUUUGACAGCAUCCCUUUCCGUGGAAAAUUCUACACGUGGAAGACAUACCGUGGAGGGGGCGUGAAGGCCUGCUCACUCACAUGCCUGGCCGAAGGCUUCAACUUCUACACAGAGAGAGCAGCCGCCGUGGUGGACGGGACGCCCUGUCGCCCUGACACAGUGGACAUUUGCGUCAGCGGCGAGUGCAAGCACGUGGGCUGCGACCGGGUCCUGGGCUCCGACCUGAGGGAAGACAAGUGUCGGGUUUGCGGUGGUGACGGCAGUGCCUGUGAAACCAUUGAGGGGGUCUUCAGCCCAGCCUCACCUGCAGCUGGGUAUGAGGAAGUCGUCUGGAUCCCCAAAGGCUCCGUCCACAUCUUCAUCCAGGACCUGAACCUCUCCCUCAGUCACCUAGCCCUGAAGGGGGACCAGGAAUCCCUGCUGCUGGAGGGGCUGCCUGGGACCCCCCAGCCCCACCGCCUGCCCCUGGCUGGGACCACCUUUCAGCUGCGACAGGGGCCAGAUCAGACGCAGAGCCUAGAAGCCCUGGGACCCAUAAACACAUCUCUCAUCAUCAUGGUACUGGCCCGGACAGAGCUGGCUGCCCUCCGCUACCGCUUCAACGCGCCCAUUGCCCGAGACGCACUACCUCCCUACUCCUGGCACUAUGCGCCCUGGACCAAGUGCUCGGCCCAGUGUGCCGGCGGCAGCCAGGUGCAGGCCGUGGAGUGCCGCAAUCAGUUGGACAGCUCGGCGGUGGCCCCCCACCAUUGCAGCGCCCACAGCAAGCUCCCCAAGAGGCAGCGCGCCUGCAACACGGAGCCUUGCCCGCCAGACUGGGUUGUAGGGAACUGGUCCCGCUGCAGCCGCAGCUGCGAUGCGGGGGUGCGCAGCCGCUCAGUGGUGUGCCAGCGCCGGGUGUCAGCCGCGGAGGAGAAGGCGCUGGAUGACAGUGCGUGCCCGCAGCCGCGCCCACCAGUUCUGGAGGCCUGCCAAGGCCCCGCUUGCCCUCCCGAGUGGGCUGCCCUGGACUGGUCAGAGUGCACCCCCAGCUGCGGGCCAGGCCUCCGCCACCGCGUCGUCCUGUGCAAGAGCUCCGACCAUCGUGCCACGCUGCCCCCUGCGCACUGCCCACUCGCAGCCAAGCCACCAGCCACCAUGCGCUGCAACUUGCGCCGCUGUCCCCCGGCCCGCUGGGUGACAGGCGAGUGGGGCGAGUGCUCCGCACAGUGUGGGAUCGGGCAGCAACAGCGCACGGUGCGCUGCUCCAGCCACACCGGCCAGCCAUCGCGCGAGUGCGCAGAGGCUCUGCGGCCCCCGUCCACACAGCAGUGCGAAGCCAAGUGCGACAGCGCGCCCCCCGGGGACGGUCCCGAAGAGUGCAAAGACGUGAACAAGGUCGCCUACUGCCCCCUGGUGCUCAAAUUUCAGUUCUGCAGCAGAGCCUACUUCCGCCAGAUGUGCUGCAAAACCUGCCAUGGCCGCUAGGGGCCCCCCGCCAGAGCUACCGCUGGGCGCCGGCUGGAGGGGACCCCGCCCGCAGCUGGCCCCCUGAAGGAGCCCGAGGGGGCGGGAGCUGGGAGUAAAGGGUGAGACGAAGCCGGAAGUUAUUUAUUGGGAACCCCUAAAGGGCCCCUGGCUGGGGGAUGGAGAGGGGCUACCCACCCCAGGGCCCCUCCUCAUCCCCUCUCCCAGUUCAUAGUGAGACCCUCUCCCAGUUCAUAGUGAGACCCUCUCCAAGGUGGGUUUGAGGAGGGAACAACUAACUGUUCGCCCUCGAGCCCUUUUCACCCACUCCUAGGGAGCCCCUAAUACGGCCCCCCCUUUGACCGGAAUAUGUACUGUGAAGAGUGGGGGUUGGGAGGGGGUCUGCCUGUGUCCUGCCCCCAGCACUGCCCUAUUCCUCCACUCUGAGCUGGGGGCGGGGGAGGGGGAGGGUCUAUGUCCGCUAUAGGGGAGGGGGAUUAGCACCACCUCCCUGACACCCUCCCCCUGACCAGACCAGCUACAAGGCUGAGGCAGAGCUGGCAAGAUCCACCACAACCUCUGCCCUGCCUGCCCCAGGGGGACCCCGACAUCCAGGCGCCCCCAUCAUGGUGCUACAGACCCUGCCCUGGGGCCCACACACCCCUCGCCAGGAAGCCCUCCAUCAAUAAAGUUCUGUCUUGUGUA